UCAAAACAAUUAGCAACGCUCGGUCACUGUCGCAGAAUGAUUCCAAAAAACCACACAAAACCCCUCUCGCUCUCUAUUUUUUCCACUCAUUCACUGCCCACCCACUGCUCCAGAAAAGAAGAGAAAAUGUUGAGAUUCCUGUCUCUCAGACGUUCUCUCCACCAUCACCACGCUAGUAAACCUCUCAACAGCUCCUCCACUUUGAAGCACCCAUUUAACCCGGCACGCACAUUAUCAACGUCAUCAACAUCAUCAACAUCAUCAACAUCAUCGUCAUCAUCAUUAUCAGAUGCAGAGCUCCGUAAGUAUCUGGGGUACACAGCACUUCUCCUAUUCUCAGGAGCAGCCACGUACUACUCCUUUCCUUUCUCUGACACUGCCAAACACAAAAAAGCUCAAAUCUUUCGCUACGCUCCAUUACCAGAAGACCUCCACACUGUCUCUAAUUGGAGCGGGACCCACGAGGUCCAGACACGGGAUUUUCACCAGCCUGAGGACCUUCACCAAUUGGAGGAGUUGGUUAAGGAUUCUAAUGAGAAACGGGCUAAGAUUCGACCUGUUGGUUCUGGGUUGUCUCCUAAUGGGAUUGGGCUAGCACGUGGUGGUAUGGUGAAUUUGGGUUUGAUGGAUAAGGUUUUGGAGGUUGAUCAAGAGAAGAAGAGAGUUAGAGUUGAAGCUGGGAUUAGGGUUCAAGAGUUAGUUGAUGGGAUUAAAGAUUUUGGCAUUACUUUGCAGAAUUUUGCUUCAAUUAGAGAGCAACAGAUUGGUGGUAUUAUUCAGGUGGGCGCACAUGGCACUGGUGCAAGGUUGCCACCUAUUGAUGAGCAGGUCAUCAGCAUGAAACUGGUUACUCCUGCCAAAGGAACAAUUGAGAUUUCAAAAGAGAAAGAUCCAGAACUAUUUUAUCUAGCUCGCUGUGGUCUUGGGGGCCUUGGAGUGGUUGCUGAAGUUACCUUACAAUGUGUUGAGAGGCAAGAGCUCGUAGAGCAUACUUAUAUCUCAAACAUGAAAGAUAUCAAGAAAAAUCACAAGAAGUUGCUAUCUGAGAAUAAGCAUGUGAAAUACCUAUAUAUCCCAUACACCGACAGUGUUGUGGUUGUGACAUGCAACCCUGUUUCAAAAUGGAAGGGUCCACCAAAAUUCAAACCCAAAUAUAGUCAAGAUGAGGCUAUACAGCAUGUUCGUGACCUUUACAAGGAGUCUCUUGAAAAGUACAGGACUGGAGUAGUAGCAGGUAAAUCUGUAGACAAUGAUGAAAUGGACAUAAAUGAACUUUCAUUCACAGAGUUAAGAGAUAAACUGCUUGCUCUUGCUCCUCUCAACAAAGACCAUGUCAUAAAGGUUAAUCUUGCUGAGGCUGAGUUCUGGAGGAAGUCAGAAGGAUACAGAGUGGGGUGGAGUGAUGAAAUUCUGGGCUUUGAUUGUGGCGGCCAACAGUGGGUAUCAGAAACUUGUUUCCCUGCUGGCACCCUCUCCAAGCCUAGCAUGAAAGACCUUGAAUACAUAGAAGAGUUGAAGCAGCUCAUAGAAAAAGAAGAAAUACCUGCACCUGCUCCAAUAGAGCAGCGCUGGACAGCUCGCAGCCAGAGCUCCAUGAGUCCUGCUUCAAGCUCAGCUGAAGACGAUAUAUUCUCAUGGGUUGGAAUAAUCAUGUAUCUUCCAACAAUGGAUGCUCGCCAAAGAAAGGACAUCACAGAGGAAUUCUUCCACUACAGACAUCUAACACAGGCACAGUUGUGGGACAAGUAUUCUUGUUUUGAACAUUGGGCCAAGAUCGAGGUUCCAAAGGACAAGGAAGAGAUUGCAGCUCUCCAAGCAAGGCUAAGAAAGCGUUUUCCUGUUGAUGCAUAUAACAAGGCACGAAAGGAGUUGGAUCCCAACAGAAUCCUUUCUAAUAAUAUUUUGGAAAAGCUGUUCCCUUUAUCGGACACCAUCUGAGAAGCAUCUUUUUUCCAAUUGGUUAGUCAAUUUUUUCUUAUUAAUUUCAAUUGAUGUGUAUCAUCUUUUUGUCAAUCUGCUGUGAAAUGCUCGAGUCUAUGUUCCUGAUUGUACAUUAAUUUUAGAAAACUGGCCUAAAAUAAGAUGUAUUAUUAAGUUUGUCAUAUCUGAUAAAAGUUUAAAUUGUUUAAGGUGCUAUCUUAUGCUCAAGGUGCCUUAGAACUCGACUCUAAUAAACCAAUUUGAAAAUUCUGGACCA
This is a messenger RNA of Ricinus communis (castor bean), 2197 nucleotides long. RefSeq names its product L-galactono-1,4-lactone dehydrogenase, mitochondrial. Gene Ontology annotation, molecular function: FAD binding; D-arabinono-1,4-lactone oxidase activity; galactonolactone dehydrogenase activity. Gene Ontology annotation, cellular component: membrane. Lineage: Eukaryota; Viridiplantae; Streptophyta; Magnoliopsida; Malpighiales; Euphorbiaceae. The record is from RefSeq and is a predicted model, not a curated record. The transcript has 6 exons. Bases 37 to 1938 code for a protein of 633 amino acids.